GGAACCUGGGAGACACAGGAAAGUGCAUGUCAUAAUCCUUUCACCAGAGGAGGAGCCUUUAUUAUUCUAGCAGUCAUCAAUUCUGAGGGCUAUCAGGUUUAUGUGAAUGGCAUAAAACACUGCACAUUCACACACCGCCUUCCCCUAGAAAAAGUUUCCAAUAUUAACAUUCGUGGAAAUAUUUCUCUUCUCGUCUGGGGUUUGAUUGAUAGCUGGAGCACAACUGCAUCCUCCACAGAGCUGAAGAAAAUCACAAGCACAUGGACCUCAACUUCGACAUCGACAACCUCUCCUUUUGAGAUUUCAAAUCCAGUCAGUAAGCCUGCACUUCCCUAUGUGGGCACAAUUCAAGGAGGGUUAAAACCAGACACUGCAAUAUUCUUACAAGGGACUGUUCCUGCAGAUGGAAAGAACUUUGAAAUUAAUUUCAAAACUGGGCCAACUGAGGCUGAUGACAUUGCUUUCCACUACAAACCUAUCUUUGGUGAUUGUACUGCUCUAAACAGCAAAAGAAAUGGAAGCUGGGAGACACAGCAAAAUGAAUCUGAUAAACCCUUCACCAAAGGAGGAUCCUUCCAGAUUUUUAUUGCUGUGAAACCAGAUGCCUAUGACGUCUACGUGAAUGGUUCCAAACAUUGCACAUUCAAACACCGACUUCCUCUAGAAAAAGUUUCAACAUUAAAUUUCAGUGGAGAUGUUUCCCUGUUCAUAUACGGCUUGAUUCAGAAAUGGACAAGUCCAUUUGUCUCCAUCAAAGAGAAGAAAACAUUACUGAUGGGAAGUGGAAGCACAAGCUUUAUCCCAUUAGAAGUUAGGGAUCCAAUCAGCAAGCCAGCAGUUCCAUACAUUGGUGAAAUCCCAGGCAGUGUAAAACAAGAUAUGGCUAUAGUUUUCCAAGGAACUGUUCCUGUAGAUGCAACUAGCUUUGAAAUUAAUUUCAUGACUGGACCAACAGAAAAUGAUGACAUUGCUUUCCAGUACAACCCUCGCAUUGGUGAUUGUACUGCUCUGAACAGUAAAAGAAAUGGAAGCUGGGAGACACAGGAAAGUGCAUGUCAUAAUCCUUUCACCAGAGGAGGAGCCUUUAUUAUUCUAGCAGUCAUCAAUUCUGAGGGCUAUCAGGUUUAUGUGAAUGGCAUAAAACACUGCACAUUCACGCAUCGCCUUCCCCUAGAGAAAGUUUCCAAUAUUAACAUUCGUGGAAAUAUUUCUCUUCUCGUCUGGGGUUUAAUUGAUAGCUGGAGCACAACUGCAUCCUCUACAGAACUGAAGAAAAUCACAAGCACUUGGACCUCAACUUCGAUAUCGACAACCUCUCCUUUUGAGAUUUCAAAUCCAGUCAGUAAGCCUGCACUUCCCUAUGUGGGCACAAUUCAAGGAGGGUUAAAACCAGACAUGGCUAUAUUCUUACAAGGGACUGUUCCUGCAGAUGGAAAGAAGUUCGAAAUUAAUUUCAAAACUGGGCCAACUGAGGCUGAUGACAUUGCUUUUCACUUCAACCCUCGCUUUGGUAAUUGUACUGCUCUUAACAGCAAAAGAAAUGGAAGCUGGGAGACACAGCAAAAUGAAUCUGAUAAACCCUUCACCAAAGGAGGAUCCUUCCAGAUUUUUAUUGCUGUCAAACCAGAUGCCUAUGACGUCUACGUGAAUGGUUCCAAACAUUGCACAUUCAAACACCGACUUCCUCUAGAAAAAGUUUCAACAUUAAAUUUCAAAGGAGAUGUUUCCCUCUUCAUAUACGGCUUGAUUCAGAAAUGGACAAGUCCGUUUGUCUCCAUCAAAGAGAAGAAAACUUUACUGAUGGGAAGUGGAAGCACAAGCUUUAUCCCAUUACAAGUUAGGGAUCCAAUCAGCAAGCCAGCAGUUCCAUACAUUGGUGAAAUCCCAGGCAGUGUAAAACAAGAUAUGGCGAUAGUUUUCCAAGGAACUGUUCCUGUAGAUGCAACUAGCUUUGAAAUUAAUUUCAUGACUGGACCAACAGAAAAUGAUGACAUUGCUUUCCAGUACAACCCUCGCAUUGGUGAUUGUACUGCUCUGAACAGCAAAAGAAAUGGAACCUGGGAGACACAGGAAAGUGCAUGUCAUAAUCCUUUCACCAGAGGAGGAGCCUUUAUUAUUCUAGCAGUCAUCAAUUCUGAGGGCUAUCAGGUUUAUGUGAAUGGCAUAAAACACUGCACAUUCACACACCGCCUUCCCCUAGAAAAAGUUUCCAAUAUUAACAUUCGUGGAAAUAUUUCUCUUCUCGUCUGGGGUUUGAUUGAUAGCUGGAGCACAACUGCAUCCUCCACAGAGCUGAAGAAAAUCACAAGCACAUGGACCUCAACUUCGACAUCGACAACCUCUCCUUUUGAGAUUUCAAAUCCAGUCAGUAAGCCUGCACUUCCCUAUGUGGGCACAAUUCAAGGAGGGUUAAAACCAGACACUGCAAUAUUCUUACAAGGGACUGUUCCUGCAGAUGGAAAGAACUUUGAAAUUAAUUUCAAAACUGGGCCAACUGAGGCUGAUGACAUUGCUUUCCACUACAAACCUAUCUUUGGUAAUUGUACUGCUCUAAACAGCAAAAAAAAUGGAAGCUGGGAGACACAGCAAAAUGAAUCUGAUAAACCCUUCACCAAAGGAGGAUCCUUCCAGAUUUUUAUUGCUGUGAAACCAGAUGCCUAUGACGUCUACGUGAAUGGUUCCAAACAUUGCACAUUCAAACACCGACUUCCUCUAGAAAAAGUUUCAACAUUAAAUUUCAGUGGAGAUGUUUCCCUGUCCAUAUACGGCUUGAUUCAGAAAUGGACAAGUCCAUUUGUCUCCAUCAAAGAGAAGAAAACUUUACUGAUGGGAAGUGGAAGCACAAGCUUUAUCCCAUUAGAAGUUAGGGAUCCAAUCAGCAAGCCAGCAGUUCCAUACAUUGGUGAAAUCCCAGGCAGUGUAAAACAAGAUAUGGCUAUAGUUUUCCAAGGAACUGUUCCUGUAGAUGCAACUAGCUUUGAAAUUAAUUUCAUGACUGGACCAACAGAAAAUGAUGACAUUGCUUUCCAGUACAACCCUCGCAUUGGUGAUUGUACUGCUCUAAAUAGCAAAAGAAAUGGAAGCUGGGAGACACAGGAAAGUGCAUGUCAUAAUCCUUUCACCAGAGGAGGAGCCUUUAUUAUUCUAACAGUCAUCAAUUCUGAGGGCUAUCAGGUUUAUGUGAAUGGCAUAAAACACUGCACAUUCACACACCGCCUUCCCCUAGAAAAAGUUUCCAAUAUUAACAUUCGUGGAAAUAUUUCUCUUCUCGUCUGGGGUUUGAUUGAUAGCUGGAGCACAACUGCAUCCUCCUCAGAGCUGAAGAAAAUCACAAGCACAUGGACCUCAACUUCGAUAUCGACAACCUCUCCUUUUGAGAUUUCAAAUCCAGUCAGUAAGCCUGCACUUCCCUAUGUGGGCACAAUUCAUGGAGGGUUAAAACCAGACACGGCUAUAUUCUUACAAGGGACUGUUCCUGCAGAUGGAAAGAAGUUCGAAAUUAAUUUCAAAACUGGGCCAACUGAGGCUGAUGACAUUGCUUUCCACUUCAACCCUCGCUUUGGUAAUUGUACUGCUCUAAACAGCAAAAGAAAUGGAAGCUGGGAGACACAGCAAAAUGAAUCUGAUAAACCCUUCACCAAAGGAGGAUCCUUCCAGAUUUUUAUUGCUGUCAAACCAGAUGCCUAUGACGUCUACGUAAAUGGUUCCAAACAUUGCACAUUCAAACAUCGACUUCCACUAGAGAAAGUUUCAACGUUAAAUUUCAAAGGAGAUGUUUCCCUCUUCAUAUACGGCUUGAUUCAGAAAUGGACAAGUCCUUUUGUCUCCAUCAAAGAGAAGAAAACUUUACUGAUGGGAAGUGGAAGCACAAGCUUUAUCCCAUUAGAAGUUAGGGAUCCAAUCAGCAAGCCAGCAGUUCCAUACAUUGGUGAAAUCCCAGGCAGUGUAAAACAAGAUAUGGCGAUAGUUUUCCAAGGAACUGUUCCUGUAGAUGCAACUAGCUUUGAAAUUAAUUUUAUGACUGGACCAACAGAAAAUGAUGACAUUGCUUUCCACUACAACCCUCGCAUUGGUGAUUGUACUGCUCUGAACAGCAAAAGAAAUGGAACCUGGGAGACACAGGAAAGUGCAUGUCAUAAUCCUUUCACCAGAGGAGGAGCCUUUAUUAUUCUAGCAGUCAUCAAUUCUGAGGGCUAUCAGGUUUAUGUGAAUGGCAUAAAACACUGCACAUUCACACACCGCCUUCCCCUAGAGAAAGUUUCCAAUAUUAACAUUCGUGGAAAUAUUUCCCUUCUCGUCUGGGGUUUGAUUGAUAGCUGGAGCACAACUGCAUCCUCUACAGAACUGAAGAAAAUCACAAGCACUUGGACCUCAACUUCGAUAUCGACAACCUCUCCUUUUGAGAUUUCAAAUCCAGUCAGUAAGCCUGCACUUCCCUAUGUGGGCACAAUCCGAGGAGGAUUAAAACCAGACACAGCUAUAUUCUUACAAGGGACUGUUCCUGCAGAUGGAAAGAACUUUGAAAUUAAUUUCAAAACUGGGCCAACUGAGGCUGAUGACAUUGCUUUCCACUACAAACCUAUCUUUGGUGAUUGUACUGCUCUAAACAGCAAAAGAAAUGGAAGCUGGGAGACACAGCAAAAUGAAUCUGAUAAACCUUUCACCAAAGGAGGAUCCUUCCAGAUUUUUAUUGCUGUGAAACCAGAUGCCUAUGACGUCUUUGUGAAUGGUUCCAAACAUUGCACAUUCACACACCGACUUCCUCUUGAGAAAGUUUCAACAUUACAUUUCAAUGGAGAUGUUUCCCUCUUCAUAUAUGGUUUGAUUCCCAAAUGGACAUUUCCUUCUGUUUUCAUCAAAGAGAAGAAAUCGUUAAUGAUGGAAAGUGGAAGCACAACACCUAUCCCAUUAGAAAUUAGUGACCCAAUCACCAACCCAGCACUUCCAUAUGUUGGUCAAAUCCCAGGGGGUAUAAAACAAGAUACGGCUGUAGUUUUCCAAGGAAGUAUUCCUGUAGAUGCAACUGGAUUUAUAAUUAAUUUUCAAUCUGGGCCAUCUGAUAGUGAUGACAUUGCUUUCCACUACAACCCUCGCAUUGGUGAUUGUACCGCUCUGAACAGCAAAAUAAAUGGAAGCUGGGAGAAACCAGAAAAUGUAUGCCAUACACCUUUCACCAGAGGAGGAGCCUUUACUAUUAUAGUAGUCAUCAACCCUGAGGGAUAUGAGGUCUUUGUGAAUGGCCUAAAACAUUGCACAUUCAAGCAUCGCACUCCUCUAGAGAAAGUUUCCACAAUCAACAUUCAUGGAAAUGUUUCCCUUCUCGUCUUUGGUUUUAUUAAUCGCUGGAGUAUGACUUCAUCAUUCACGGAACUACAAAAAAUUACAAGUACUCAAAUCUCAACCUCGAGUUCAACAUCCUUGCCUUUAGAGAUUUCAAAUCCAAUUAUUAACCCCGCACUUCCUGCUACAUGCAAAAUCCCAGGAGGAGUACAGCAUGACAGUGCUGUAUUCUUUCAAGGCACCAUUCCUGCAGAUGCAAAAGGAUUUAUAAUAAAUUUCAAAACUGGGUCAUCUGAGGGUGAUGACAUUGCUUUUCAAUACAACCCUCGUUUUGGUGAGUUUACUGCCUUAAACAGCUUUAGAAAAGGAAGCUGGGAGACGCAGGAAAAAGCACCCGAUAAACCCUUUACAAAGGGAUCACCCUUCCAAAUUAUUAUAAGCAUCAACUCAGAAGGUUAUGAGGUUUAUGUGAAUGGUUUAAGACAUUGCACAUUCAAUCAUCGCAUUCCAUCAGAGAAAGUUUCAACACUUGACAUUCGUGGAGAUAUUUCCCAACUCAUAUGUGGUUUUAUCCAGGGUUGGAGUACUUCUACAUUUUUUACUCAACUUCAGCAAAAUACAGUCAUAGAGAGUUCAACAAUAAUGACAGAAUCUGGACCUGUAGAGAUUUCACAUCCACUUAUCAACCCAACACUUCCCUAUCUAGACAAAAUACCAGGGGGAAUUAAACAAGACAUGGCUUUAUUCCUUCAAGGGUCUAUUCCUCCAGAUGGCAAAGGAUUUAUAAUAAAUUUUAAAACUGGGUCAGCUGCUGGUGAUGAUAUUGCUUUUCAUUACAACCUUCAAAUUGGUGAGUGCACUGCCCUGAACAGCUUUAAAAGUGGAAAGUGGGAGAUGCAGGAAAAAACAUCAGAUGAACCGUUUGCAAGGGGAGGAGUCUUCCAAAUUAUUUUCGUCAUCAACUCUGAGGGUUAUGAGGUCUACGUGAAUGGAUUAAGGCAUUGUCUGUUUAAGCACCGCAUAUCUUUAGAGAAAGUUUCCACACUUGAUAUCAGCGGAGAUGUUUUGAUCUCCAUAGGCGGUUAUAUUUAUAAUUGGAGUGCUUCUGCCAUCUUUUCAGAAAUAAAUAAAAUCCAAAGCACACAGAGCUCAACCUCAACAACCAUGACUCUAGAGAUUUCACAACCAAUCCCCGACCCUGUGGUUCCCUAUGUAGGAAAAAUCCCAAUAGUGGUAAAGCAAGACAAGGCUGUAUUUUUUCAAGGAAAUGUCCUUGAAAAUGCCAAUGAAUUUCAAAUAAAUUUUAAAACAGGGCAAUCUGAUGGUGAUGACAUCGCUUUUCACUUCAGCCCUCACAUUGGUAAAUAUACUGCCCUGAACUGCUUUAGAAAUGGAACCUGGGAAAAAGAGGAAAAUGCAUCUGAUCAACCUUUCACCAAGGGAGCACCUUUCCAAAUUAUUGUUGCUUUUAAAUCAGAGGGUUAUGAGGUUUAUUCAAAUGGCAUGAAACACUGCACAUUUAAACAUCGUAUUGGUUUAGAGAACGUUUCUACAAUUGAAGUUCAUGGAGAAGUUACACUUCAGCUCAUCGGUUUUGUUGAGAACUGGAAAAGUCCAUAAAUUAAAAUGAGUUUACCUAUGAAUAUGGGGAAGAAGUUCAAGAGGCUAAAGAAAGACAAUGAGGUUUUGCAGCAUUUUUUUUUUUUUUUUACCUGUGUACCAAUUUCCAAAAUCUUCUCUUUAUUAUUAUAUAUUUUUUUUUAUUUGCCUAUAAUGCCACCAUCUUUUAUCCUUAUGAUUUGUGCAAGCAUUACAACUAGGGGCCUGUUUGACUUAUGUGAACAUUUUAUUUACCAGUUUAAUCUAAAAGCUAACAUCUAAACCUGCACUGCCUAAUCUUACUAGCAUUGGUCUUCUAAUGAAAUAAAACAAAUGUGACUUUGAGACUUUUAUGUGAAAUGAUACAAUGUUUUCACAUGGACAAACAAUAAUUUGUUAUUUACAAUGUAUGUAACUGGUUUUCAGUGUUUAAAUAUGAAAUAUCAGGGGAAAAAAAAGGGUAAAGUUUUUAUUUUUAUUCCAAAAGUUUUAAAAUUUUCUAUAUCUUAGUCUUUAUCUUAGUGAACUAUUUUCUUGACAAUUAAUCAUCUAUGAAUGGGAUAUUUACUUUAUCUUUCUUUAUUGAAUUAAUGCUGUAAAGCCUGCUUGAAUUCUUCCUACAUAAAUCAUUUAAGUAAAAUUAACUUCUUUUUUUUUGUCUAUGCAAAAAUGCAGAAUGAAGAGAUAAGGCCGUCCAGAAGUUUAAUCUUCUGGGCUGAUUUUUGUUGAAGGGUAGCUUGUCAGUUUAACAAUUUACACCAGAAAGGCUUUAAGGUGUUCAAGCUUGCAUUAUGAUUGGGGAAUUUGGGCAAUUAAAGGUAUAUUUCUCGUACUGAUUGUGUGUGCUAAGUGGUAAAAUUGGUUAAUUGCUGAUUAGUUAAAGAGUACCUUUUGGGCUAGUAUAUGUCAGGUCUUUUUUCUUUUUACUGGCUUACUGCUUAAUAUUGAAAGGUUCCUAUUUGUUUAACUCAUUACUGCUUGUGUUAAUUGUCAAUAAACAAUUUACAUCUUAUGGAGCUAAAUAAACAAUAAACAAUUGGGGAUACAAA
Molecule: messenger RNA, 7928 nt
Organism: Clarias gariepinus (North African catfish)
Lineage: Eukaryota; Metazoa; Chordata; Actinopteri; Siluriformes; Clariidae
Exons: 55
Coding region: 775-6900 (2041 amino acids)
Molecular function (GO): carbohydrate binding
Source: RefSeq, a predicted model, not a curated record